This is a messenger RNA of Mollisia scopiformis, 1187 nucleotides long. Its product is annotated as Brix-domain-containing protein. Gene Ontology annotation, biological process: rRNA processing; ribosomal large subunit assembly. Gene Ontology annotation, cellular component: nucleolus. The transcript is spliced from 3 exons. The coding region runs from base 37 to 972 and encodes 311 amino acids. Gene Ontology annotation, molecular function: rRNA binding. NCBI's taxonomy places the organism in Eukaryota, Fungi, Ascomycota, Leotiomycetes, Helotiales, Mollisiaceae. The record is from RefSeq and is a predicted model, not a curated record.
CAAUUGCGCCAACGACAAUAUCACAAACUAUUCACGAUGGCUUCGGUGUACAAGUCAUUGUCGAAGACCAAUGGUCACAAGGAAGAUGGGCCUGCAAAUGGCGUCAAGAAGAAUAAGCAAAGAGUAUUGAUUCUCUCCUCGAGAGGAAUCACUUACAGACAUCGGCAUCUCCUUAAUGACCUCGCAUCCCUUCUCCCUCACGGCCGCAAAGAUGCGAAACUCGAUACGAAAUCAAAACUCUACCAACUGAACGAGCUUGCAGAGUUAUACAGCUGCAAUAAUGUAUUUUUCUUCGAAGCACGAAAAGGCAAGGAUCUUUACCUUUGGAUGAGUAAAGCACCCAAUGGCCCGACAGUGAAAAUGCACAUGCAGAACUUGCACACGAUGGAAGAACUCCACUUCACAGGCAACUGCCUCAAAGGCUCUCGCCCUAUUCUCUCAUUCGACGCGAAAUUCGAUUCCGAGCCACACCUUCGAGUCCUCAAAGAAUUGUUCCUACACAUCUUCGGCGUCCCAAAAGGUGCUCGGAAAUCAAAACCGUUCAUAGAUCACGUUAUGGGCUUCACUCUCGCAGAUGGCAAGAUCUGGAUCCGGAAUUAUCAAAUCAACGAGACUGAGCCUUCGAAGGUUGUACCUGCAGACUCUGAGGAUGCGCCAAAAUCGAAAGAGAAGUCGAGUGGGAAGAGCAAGGAGACGGAAAUCAGUCUUGUGGAAAUUGGGCCAAGAUUCGUGUUGACGCCUAUUGUGAUUCAAGAAGGUAGCUUCGGCGGACCGAUUAUCUACGAAAAUAAGGAGUUCGUGAGCCCGAACCAAGUUAGAAGUGAGAUUAGGUUGAAGAAAGCUGGACGAUAUAAUGCCAGAGCUGAGCAGGGUAUUGAGAGACUGGCUAAGAAGGGCGAGUUGGGGUUGAGGACGAGUGGAGGAAGAGCUGCGAAAAAGGACGAGCUGGACACUGCGGAGCUGUUUGCUUGAUUUGUCUCACUGGCAUGGUUUGGUGUUUGGUGUUGGUUGGGACAUUGUGAGGUUAUGGUAGAGAAAAUGUACAGCUUUCUAUUCAACCUCUGAAGAGGCGUGAGGUUCUCGCAGUAUCUCCUUCCAACCCUUCCGAUAAUUUCUGCAUUUACAUUCUUAGUCUCGUUGGGUGGCAAGCCAUGGCUAAAGUCCCAAGCACCUCCCUGUAAUUCGGG